Molecule: messenger RNA, 1711 nt
Organism: Ooceraea biroi (clonal raider ant)
Lineage: Eukaryota; Metazoa; Arthropoda; Insecta; Hymenoptera; Formicidae
Gene: Pbgs
Product: Porphobilinogen synthase
Biological process (GO): heme biosynthetic process
Cellular component (GO): cytosol
Molecular function (GO): zinc ion binding; porphobilinogen synthase activity
Source: RefSeq, a predicted model, not a curated record
GAUAAGAACGAACUAUAAGUACUAACCUUUAUGUCACCUGUGUCUCCUGCUGGAAAUCUAUGGAUAUGGAUGGACCGCCGUUUUUAAAUGCAAAUUGUGAAUAAAUAUUUUGUAAUAUCCGAUAUAUUGUUUCUGCGAUAAGAAUCAUCGUUGGACAUUAUCCAACGGGAGCAAAGUGUAUCAAUUCUAUCAUAUCUCAGUGUGUUGAACCUUUCAUAUUUUAACCCCUAUUACAUCACACAUCUGUUAUAUGCAAGGUUGAUAAGAUCAAGAUUGAUAAGCUACAAGUGGCUACAAGUAAGGAAUUGCUGCGAGUACAUCAUAAUACUGUGAGCAAAGAAAAAUUGAGGGACAAUGAAGGUGACAACAGUUCCAGCUAAACACACUCUUCACAGUGGAAUUUUUCAUCCUGUCUUAAGGCAGUGGCAGUCACCAAAUGUAGAAAUCACAGUUAACAAUCUUAUGUAUCCCAUAUUCGUAUCGGAUGAAGAAAACGCUGAAGAUGCUAUUGGUAGCAUGCCCGGUGUGUAUCGUUAUGGAAUAAAUCAGUUAGAAAAAAUGUUGCAGCCUUUAGUUGCUAAAGGAUUGCAGUCAGUCUUGUUAUUUGGUGUAUCACGACAUCUCGAAAAGGAUGAGAUUGGAAGCAACGCCGACAGCGCGAGGAAUCCUAUCAUUCGUGCUCUACCAUUGCUACGAAGGAAGUUUCCUGAUUUAGUAAUAGCAUGCGAUGUCUGUUUGUGCCCAUACACGGUGCAUGGACAUUGCGGUAUACUCGACGAUGACGGUAGCAUUAAUAACAAAGAUAGUAUUCGACGGAUUGCUGAAGUUGCCGUGUCAUACGCGAAAGCAGGUGCGCAAAUUGUUGCGCCAUCCGACAUGAUGGACGGUAGGGUGAGCGCGAUAAAACAGGGUUUAGCCGCAGCUGGCUACUCGAAUAGAGUAGCUGUCUUGUCGUACGCUGUAAAAUUUGCAUCAGAACUCUACGGCCCUUUUCGGGACGCGUCGCAGUCUGCUCCAAAGUUCGGCGAUCGCAAGUGUUAUCAAUUGCCUCCUGGCAGCAACGGAUUGGCGGCCAGGGCUGCUGCAAGAGACGUAGAAGAGGGAGCAGACAUGCUGAUGGUGAAGCCAGGACUGCCUUACUUGGACGUAGUGCGACAUACAAAGGAUGCGCAUCCGGAGUAUCCUAUAUUCGUGUACCAAGUCUCGGGAGAGUAUGCCAUGCUGUAUCACAGUGCGCAAAACGGCGCGAUCCAUUUGGAGAACGUGCUGAACGAGAUAUUGCUCUCCAUGAGAAGAGCGGGUGCCGAUUGUAUCAUAACGUAUUUUACCCCAUUGAUUUUGGAUAUGUUACAACCGAAAAGUAAAUUAUAAGUAUUACCCAAAAUUAGGAUAAACAAAUUUGGGAAUAAUGCAAUUGUAUAAUGUUUAAUCGAUAUUCGAUAUACGCAGUUACAAACAGAAGAAAAAAAAGAUUUUUUAAACGCGGAAAUUGUACAAAAUACUUGCAGAAAUUGUUGACAUGCAUUAUUGCAAUUUUAUGUUACUUAUUGAAUUAUAAAAUUAUAAGUCAAUUAUUAAUAUAAUUAGUUAUAAUUAUAUUUAUAUAUAUACAAGUUUUAAAAAAUUGACUUCGCAUAUUUUGUGAAAUUUUAUUGUGUAAUAUUGUCUGUAUUAUUUGUCAUAAUAAAUAAUAAAUCAAGCUAUUUCGUAA